This is a messenger RNA of Mugil cephalus (flathead mullet), 2931 nucleotides long. Its product is annotated as dual specificity protein phosphatase 7-like. Lineage: Eukaryota; Metazoa; Chordata; Actinopteri; Mugiliformes; Mugilidae. Gene Ontology annotation, cellular component: cytoplasm; cytosol. The coding region runs from base 502 to 1641 and encodes 379 amino acids. The record is from RefSeq and is a predicted model, not a curated record. Gene Ontology annotation, molecular function: protein tyrosine/threonine phosphatase activity; MAP kinase tyrosine/serine/threonine phosphatase activity. The transcript has 3 exons. Gene Ontology annotation, biological process: protein dephosphorylation; negative regulation of MAPK cascade.
AUUGCAAGUGACAAUAUGUCACGGAAAUGCAGUCGUGUGAUAACAAUCUCCUUAAACGUAGAAACACCCGGUCAUGUUGGUCUGAUUGACAAAAAGACGGCUCCAUUGAGACAAAACUUUCUGCUGUGACUUUAAAUCGUAAGGAGUAAACUCCUCCCUCUUGAGUUGCUUUACUGUCAACUAAAAAAAAAAAAAAAAACCCUCCCAUGCAUCGGAAUGGUAAAAAGAGAUUGCGCCUGGAGGAUCCUGGUACGAUGCGGAGCGGUUGAAGUUGAUGAAGAGCUAAUUACUCAUUUGCGUCCGUGUCUCGUAAAUCAAAGAGCGUCCUUUAGGUCUCACCGGAUCAGACUGAUGGAAACGGAGACGAGGAAAAGGGGGAAAUCUCUUCGCUCGAGCAGAAGCGCCAUGCACUGGUGGGGCAACAUUUAACACUCCUCUUUCUUUCUUUCUUUCUUUCUUCUCCCUCUUCUCCUCGGGUGAAAUGUAGUUUGCCGUCGCUCGAUGGACUAUGAUACUGACUCCGACAUGUCUAACGUGACGCCGAGUAAAAGCGUGGAAUGGCUGCAACUCGAGCUGGAGUCCGGGGGCGCUUCUCUGCUCCUGCUGGACUGCCGCUCACAUGAGCUCUACGAGUCAUCCCACAUAGAGAGCGCCAUAAACCUGGCCAUACCGGGGCUUCUGCUGCGGAGGUUCAAGAAGGGCAACCUGCCCAUCCGGACCAUCAUCCCCAACCACGAGGACAAGGACAAGUUCAUGAGUCGCUGCAAGACGGACACGGUGGUCCUGUACGACGAGAGCUCCGUGGACUGGCAGGACGGCGGCGGAGGAGGUCCCGUGUCCGUUCUGGGUGCACUUCUCCAGAAGCUGUGGGAAGACGGCUGUAACGCGUACUACCUGGAAGGUGGGUUUGUAAAGUUCCACACAGAGUGCCCAGAGCGCUGUGAGACCCUCCUGGACAGCUCCUGCCCCAGCUCCUCUCCCCCGAUGUCCGUUCUGGGCAUCGGGAACCUCAGGAUCAGCUCCGAUUGUUCCGACGGGGAGUCCGAUCGAGAGCCCAUCAGCGCCACGGAGUCCGAGGAGAGCCCCAUCCCCAGCAAUCAGCCCGCCUUCCCCGUCGAAAUCCUACCCUACCUUUACCUUGGCUGCGCCAAAGACUCCUCUAACCUUGACGUGCUGGGCCGCUACAACAUCAAGUACAUCCUGAACAUCACGCCCAAUCUUCCCAACAAGUUCGAGCACGACGACCACUUCAGGUACAAGCAGAUCCCCAUUUCGGACCACUGGAGUGAGAACCUGUCCCAGUUCUUUCCAGAAGCGAUAUCAUUUAUAGACGAGGCUCGGUCAAAGCAGUGCGGUAUCCUGGUCCACUGCCUGGCCGGCAUCAGCCGCUCAGUCACCGUCACCGUGGCCUACCUGAUGCAGAGACUCAACCUUUCCCUGAACGACGCCUACGACUUUGUCAAGAGGAAGAAGUCUAACAUUUCACCGAACUUCAACUUCAUGGGUCAGCUCUUGGACUUUGAGAGGACGCUGGGGCUGCACAGUCCCUGUGACAACCGCUCGACCAGCGAGGAGCAGCUCUUCUUCACCACACCUACGAAUCACAACGUCUUCCAGCUGGACCGGCUCGAGUCCACAUGAGGCUCGAUGACGUUCGGAAGCCUCUCAGAUGUUAGCUGACGUAGACCGCGGGUCAGUUACAGUAUUUGUGCACCAAAAGGGACUGCGUCGACCUGUUAGAGGAACAGCAAAAGAAAAAAAAAACAAAAAAAACUGUUAGAUCCGCUCGAUGCCUUAAUGUCUAACACGAGGAGGAAUUCUGCGAUCCACCACACAUGGCAUUAAUCGACAGUCAUGUACAGCCAUAACAGCAGGACGUUUCAUAACUUUCCUAAUAAAGUUAAGAUUGUUAUAUGACUGUUAUUUGCUAUUCACCAGCUGUAAAAUGGAUGUUUGUGAGGUGUCUUCGGCCAAUCUGAAUGUUUUUCCCGGGGGGGAUCAGUGUGGGAUGUUUUGCUGGUGUUCUAUAGCCGAGGGCAACAAGCUACUGCGGUGAUCCGACCUUGAAUUAUUGUCCAGCUUGCAGCCGUCGCAGGAAGCUUUCACUCUGAAUACCUUCGCUAAUAUCCGGUAUACGUUAAUUGCAUUUUACAAGCUUGAAUGGCGAUUGCUGCGUUUGUUUAAGCUGUGAUGUUUUUAAAAUAUCACAGUUUAAAUAUGUCAUUCCUAAGAAGCACUCCUGUACAUUCUUUUGCUUAUAACUGCAUUAUUUGCAUGUUCUACUGUACCAGGGACCUUGCUUUGUAACCAUCGGGUCAUAUUACCAGUUAUUGCCAAGGCCUCGAUCGUACCUUAACAUGAUGUUGAGCUAUAUGUCAAUUACUUUGUCGAGGUAUAUUGUAUAGGACUGGCGUUUCUUUUCUCUUUUUUUCUUUUUUUUUCAUCAAGGUUGAAAGGAACAAAUAUGUAAGUAAUGAGUGCAUAAACAAAUGGAUGUCCAACUUCUUUUUUUUUACUCUGACAUUCUUCAGCCUGCAGCUACUCUUCCUGUGGCACAGCAUUGUUAACGGAAGACACGAUGUGUAAUUAGUUGUUCUCUGUUGCCAGUCUCAGAACAAAUGAGCGAGUUGGAUGAAUAAGAGGAAAUGACUUUGACUAAUGUGUUCUUACCUCACAGAGAGAGACGUUUUCAGGGAUUUUUAUACAAAGGCAUCUCAUCAUGGCCUCUUAAAGUGCACCCAAGGGCUGUUUUUGUCUGUUUGUAAAGAUGUACAUAAAUGGAGGGGGGGCGGGGGGGGACCUUUUCUGAAAAUCAUGAAGGAUAUGAAAGUAACCCUGUUCGGGCGCUUAUGUAUAGUACAUGUAAAGCUAAAUGUCCAAGACAUUGUGUACAAGUUUAUACAACAAAUAUAUUGUAUAUUUUUACUUGAA